Molecule: messenger RNA, 1269 nt
Organism: Volvox carteri f. nagariensis
Lineage: Eukaryota; Viridiplantae; Chlorophyta; Chlorophyceae; Chlamydomonadales; Volvocaceae
Gene: upf5
Exons: 4
Coding region: 87-548 (153 amino acids)
Source: RefSeq, a predicted model, not a curated record
UUCGGUCUCAAGAGCAAUUUCCACAAUAUUUCAACUUUUAGCAAGUAUAUACCUAUUAGUCGUCUAACGAGGCGUGUUCCGAUACAAUGGCCCUUGCUCUGUCGUCGUCCCCACGCGUUACCACCGCGUUGUCGAGGCGCCCACAAGGUCAUCGCACUCGGACAUCUUGCGUUAGUGUGAAAGCUCUCUCCGUUCAAGAGGCCAGUGACUGGUUUGCGAAAGCGUUUGUUCGUAUCUUCUCGCCAGAUGACAGCAAGGUCGAGCAGUUCCCCUCUAACCCGUGGACGGGCCGCAUCAGCCGCUCGAAGAAGCCCUUCAAGGAUGGUUUCGUGAGCAACGCUCCACUCCCACCUAGCUCGGCACUCGAGCCGACUGAAGAUGCGGCAGGUUACGUUGAGGACGCCGUGAAGGGUGUCGUAGCGGGCUUCCCAAAGACUGAGGAGGCCGAGCCCAACUGGACCGGCGCAACAACGGCGUGGCGUGGUGAGGUCCACAAAUCCGACAACAAGCGCGAUAGCCGUGACGGGUUCCACGUGAAGAGGUACUAGGUUCUCAACGAGGGCGAUCAGGAUGUUAAGGGUUCACGGCUCUUGCCGUAACUGGUGCGUAUAGUUGAUACCGCGUUUCUUAUUGUAUGAACUCCCUAGUGUGGAGGGCAAAUGGUAAAUGGCGAUCAUAACAGUUAACGGCUCAACAUUGGCCGGUGUUCAUUCAGUUGCCAGUAUGAAAGUUCGUUUGGUUCGCUUGUUGCGCAUCAUAUCUGUGGUCGAGUUUCUCGGUUUUCGUGGAAGAAAGCUUACGUGCAUGCACCUUUUUGAAAAUCCGUUGGUGACGGCGUUGUAAUGUCCAAGCAAAUAGGCUUGUCCAUCUUUACAAAAUUAGGAAUCAGAUUAUUUUCGAAGGGUUGGAGUCUCCUAUUUUGAUCGUCGAUGUCAACAGGUAACUGCACAGUUACUUUCUGCCGCUACGCUGUAAUGUACAUAUUUUUACAUCGACCAUCCACUGGUACAUGAGUGUCGUCAUUUCCAAUACACAGUUUGACUUUUGUUAUGGCGAUUGCGUUUUAAGUAUUCCAGUACUGUUAUGUGCACAAGAUUUACGCAGAACGUACACUCAUCGGUUAGUAAUUCGUUGGCAGGUCGCUUUUUCAGAUAUGAGGAUUAUGAGCUCCUAUCCGCGGCAUUACAGUUCAUGCUCGAAACUAUCUGGCACUUUUGCCGCCUAGCAUCGCCGCUUACUCUUCCAGGUUAUUGUAACGAGGAAUGUGCU